GCAGAGUCGACGUCGGCAGGCACGAAAAGUCAGGAUGAACGUCUGGACUGAGCAUCGGAACCCCGAGGGGCGCACGUACUGGUUUAACACCGGGACGCGGGAAAGCGUCUGGGAGAAGCCUGACGACCUUAAAACCCCUUUUGAGAAAGCUUUGUCGACCACGAAAUGGAAGGAAUACUUCUCGGGUGGCAGAAAGUACUACUACCAUACCGAGACGAAAGAGUCGAAAUGGGACAUGCCCGAAGAGCUAUUGCUGCUCUUGGAGAAGGUGGAGAAAGGAGGGCCUGGCGCAGCUGCAACGCCGACGACACCUAACCAGAUCGCAGCGGCCCCAGGCUCAGCAACCCCCGCGAGUAUCACGAACGGACAGGUCCCCAAUGCCAACCCUCUCGCAGUGGGCCCGCAUACGGGCGGGCAGACCUCUCCCAAUGGCCUUCCCCUCUCCGCUGGCGUCCUGCCUGCGCGCCCGAGCAUCGGUGACGACCCGAUCAUCCCGCACAACGGCUUCCAGACGUUCGAGGAGGGCGAGAAAGCGUUCAUGCACCUCCUGCGCAAGGCCGGCGUCGACCCGACGUGGACAUGGGAGCGCACCAUGCGCGCGAUCAUUACCGACCCGCUCUAUCGCGCUUUGAACUCGCUCGCGGAGAAGAAGGCCGCGUUCGAGAAGUUCACUGCGCAGCUCAGGGCGAAGGAGCAGGAAGAGAAGGAGGCGCGGAUGGCGAAGUUGCGUCCGGCGCUGCGCAACAUGCUCAAAGGCAACCCGAACGUCUUCCACUACACGACUUUCUCAACGGCGAACAAACUCUUUGCGCAGCAUCCAAUCUGGCAGCAGGCGCGGAUCGAGGCCGAAAGGCGGCAGAUAUUCGAGGAGUACGUUGACGAGUUGAAGGAACGGGAGAUCCAAGAGACCCGGGCCGCGCGCACCCGUGCCACCCAAAAAGUCGUCGCUUUGUUCAAGCAAUUGGACAUCGACGUUUUGACGCGCUGGCGUACCGCCCACAAGCUUCUCUUGGACUCCGAUGCGUGGAAGGAGGACCCUGAGCUUCAGAAGCUUCCCAGUCUCGACAUUCUCCUUGCUUUUGAGGACUACGCACGGGUGACUGAGCGUGAGUUCGAGGAGCAGACGCGGCGUGCGCAGGUCGAGAAGACACGGAAGGAGCGCAAGGCACGCGAGGCAUUCAAGGCCUUGCUCCAGGAGCUCGUCGACAACGGCACGAUCAAGGCGCGCUCGAAGUGGAAGGAGGUGUACCCGCUGUUCAAGGACGACGAGCGCUAUCUCAACAUGCUCGGCAACCCGGGUUCGAACCCGCUCGAGCUCUUCUGGGACCGGGUGGACGAGCUGGACCAGGUGCUCGACAAGAAGAUGGAGGUGACCGACGCAGCGCUCAAGCGGCAUGCGGCGCAAACGGGCAAGGAGAAAGAGGCGAAGGAAGGAGAGCAGGAGAUGAAGAAGGAGGACGAGGACGUGAAGAUGGAGGACGUCGCCGAGCAUGACAAGCGCCAGGAGAUUACGCCGGAGACGACGGAGGAGGAGUUCCUGAGCAUGGUCAAGGACGAUGCGGACGUGAAGGAGAAGCUUUCUGAGGAGGAUUUGAAGGAAAUCUUCAGGACGAUGCAUGCGGCGGCUGUCAAGAGGCAGGCAGAUGAGAAGCGGCGAUGGGAGCGGAAGCAGAGGCAUCUGCAAGAUGACUUCCGCUACGCACUCAAGAAGCUGCCAGAGCCCAUUGACAUCAACAUGACCUUCGAAGAGGCGGUCCCGCUUAUGCAACACCUGCCCGAGUACUCUGCCAUCGCCGACGACGAGGGACGCCGCGCUGCGUUCGCCAAGUUCGUCAAGCGACAAAGGGAACGCCUCCGCGAUGCCGGGUCGGAAGACGGGUCUCAAAACGGACGCAAACGCAAGGAGCCCAUGCGCGACCGCGAUUACGACCGGGACGUCAAGCCUCGCGAUGCUGGCUAUAGGGACCGCGAGCGCGGGGGUCGGUAUCGGCAAGCAGAUGACGGCUACGAUCGGCGCUACGACCGUGAUUAUCGCUCGAGACAUGGCGGCCAUCGUGACGACAGACGAGAUCGUCGGUCGCGCGGCUACAGUCGUGAUUGGGAUGAGCCGAAGCGUGAGGAGAUCGACCGCGUGUCGGUACCGCGAGAUGAACCGCCGAUCAAGUAUGAGCUGGAUGAGCGUGCGGACAAGCGCAUCAAGUACGAGCGCGAGGAGACGAUCGUGCCGCCACGGCCAAGGGAGGAUACGCCGGAGGAAGGCGAGAUCUGAGGACUGAAGAAUGCCGGUAUUUGCGUACUUAUUUCUCUCUUACUGCUAUCGAAACACUUUCAGCCUUCUCAGUUUCGAGACCCGAGCUUUCUCGCGCCCAUAAAAAGGUUGUGGCAUUGGUGGCCUGGGAGGAAGUUAGUGACACAGUGCGAUUCCACUUCGUCUAUCUUGGCCGUGGUUUCUCUUUCACAGGUAUUCAACAAGCACGAUGUCAGGCGACUUGAUCUACUCCAUCAUGCUCCUACUUCUGACCAGUGCGUUCAACUCUGUAUCCCACUUUGACGUGCUUUCGAAUGUGACCACUAAUCAUGCAUUCUCACGUGCAAUGGUUGUAUGGAC
This is a messenger RNA of Schizophyllum commune H4-8, 2608 nucleotides long. RefSeq lists its product as uncharacterized. The record is from RefSeq and is a predicted model, not a curated record. Gene Ontology annotation, biological process: mRNA cis splicing, via spliceosome. Gene Ontology annotation, molecular function: RNA binding; protein binding. The transcript has 11 exons. Lineage: Eukaryota; Fungi; Basidiomycota; Agaricomycetes; Agaricales; Schizophyllaceae. The coding region runs from base 35 to 2269 and encodes 744 amino acids. Gene Ontology annotation, cellular component: U1 snRNP; U2-type prespliceosome.